Molecule: messenger RNA, 432 nt
Organism: Psylliodes chrysocephalus
Lineage: Eukaryota; Metazoa; Arthropoda; Insecta; Coleoptera; Chrysomelidae
Source: the annotation of a GenBank genome assembly
AAGGAAUAUGGACGUCUGCAUGCGGCUAUUUUAGGAGCAUUAGUAAAGCCAAUGUACACUUUGGGAAUAGGAAUUGGAAUUUUAGGAAUGUCUUAUAAUUUGGGAGGCAUAUUCAAGAAGGUUUUUGAAAAUAGGUAUGCUGUACUGUUUAGUAAUUUUUCAUUUUCCAUUUACAUAACCCACAUGAGCUUUCCUCUAAUGAGACACAGUUAUGUGCUACCUGACGUCGACUAUUUUGUCGUAGUUAAAGACUACAUUUUUGUGAUACCAGCAUCAUUGGCUUUUGGAAUACUGAUUACUUUAGUAAUAGAAGAACCGCUGCUUUCCAUUCAGAAAAAAAUAGUUCCUCAAAUUAAAAAAUAUGACGGCGCAGAAAAUAAAAAUAAUUAAGGAAAUGAUAAAUAUGUGGUGUAUUUAUAAUUAGAAAUGUUU